UUUGUCUGCCCAAUGGCAGACGUUCGAUUCACGCUUACGGUAUUUAAGCGUUAUACGGUGAUAGAUGUUCAGUUUAAGACAUUGUUCGCCCUUACGAGUCAGUUUCAUUACUUCUAUUUUGGAAUUAAUUUAUUGUCGGCAUUUUUAUGACGCGCUGUGUUACCAGCAGUGUGAUUCUCGGCUGCCUGUGUGCCGUGGUACUCCUCCACGUCACCAACGCCCAGGUCCAGCUUAAAGAACCAAAUGUGUGUGACAAUGCGACCAUUAAGAACACAGUUGGGUACAACCCCCAUCCAAGGGACUGCACCAUGUUUGUACAGUGUUUCUACGUGACCCGGGGGAAAGGCCAACCACCCAAGGUGGAGCCCGUAUACCGCAGCUGCGAGUAUGGCAUGUUAUGGGACCACAGCAAGCUCAGGUGUCUCCCCUCUUACAGGGUCGACUGCUCCAACGAUCUUUGCAAGAAGGGAGCGCCAUUCUACAAGCACAAGGACCCUAACAGGUGUGGCGCCUACUACGAGUGUGUUGAUGGAAAGCCGCACGCGCGCUGCUGCCCCAAGGGACAGGGAUUCCACCCGAGACGGGGCUGCAUCGAUAGCGCAUCUUGCACGGACAUGUGCCCAUUUGAGGAUCGCGUUCCAGGUUGCAAGCAGCGGCCUAUUUCUGGGGCGCCUACUAAGUACCAGCAGUACACGGACAACGGAAAGUGGGUGACUGAGAGGUGUCCCAGCGGCCGGAUGUUCAGUGCUGCUGACUGUGACUGUUCCAUCACGGGCCUCGUCAAAGUCGGCAGAGUAUGCAAGCCUGACGUUAAGAUGACGUUUGACGAUGGAACAAUACGUGACGUUUCUGGGAACAAUUACGACGUCAGAGGGGAGAAUGUGAUUACACAUGCGGGUGCCGCCUACUUUAGAGGGGACUCAAAACUUCUCGUGCAACCUUUGAGGCCAAGCGAACAUGACGAGGGCAACCUCAUCAUCAAAUUUAAAAUCAGGGAAGACGCUCGCAGAGGUUACCGGAAGCCAAUGCAAGCGCUCUUCACGAACGGUCACUGCGGGGAGGAAGCAACCGUGCUGAUACUCAAGGUGAAGGGACAGAUGAAGGGGCAGGCUAAAAAACAAACUCAGCACUUCAUGAAUAUGGGCGCAACUUCAGUCCGCAUGAAUACCACAAUCAACUUCGCCAUUAUAAACAAGCCAUGGACAGACGUGAUCUACGUGUUCGACGGAGUAAAGAUUGAGGGCCGUGUGUGUGGCGCCGUCAAAAGAGACUGGUGUGUCGGCGAUCUCAAGCAGACCUCUUGUGGCUUCCAGUUUGGAUACGCCGACGUCAUGGGAUUCAGUGGUUUUAUCGGACUCAUGGACGAGAUUGAAAUAUACCGCUGUAAGCCUCUGGAUACUGUGAUCAACGUAAACUAUUAGACGCCGAACAUAUGCCGGCUCAGUGCAAUUUUGUUUUAUAGACUUUGUUGACUUUUUUAAAACACUCCAACUUGUGAUAACUGUCGGUAUUCAUUGGCGUUUUUUCACCGUAUUACCAACAAUGUCCUUACAACUUUUAUUCCAGUCGUUUAAUUAAAAUGAACAUCUCCUUCUAACAAAAAAAAACAAGAUGAAAAAUACAAUAAUUAAUUAUAUUACUGCGUUUUGUGCCAUAACAUUUACCGUAAAGAGUAGUUUCCAAAUGGUGAACUAUUUCAGUUGAAAUGGAUAUAAAGUAAUGGAAUAUAAUGUAUACGGUGCUGUCGAAAGAAACAUCAAAAAAUGACACUAACACAAGGAAGGUUAAGAUAGUAAAUGACCCGACACAAACAACAACAACAACAACAGCAAUUGCUAAAAUAACAAGUACAAUAACAACAGCAACGAAGACAGCACAGUAAAAAUGUUCUAACAUUUGACAUCAAAUCAAUUUGAAAUAAAAUAAUGCAUAUCGAAAAUUACCGAUAUGCGGACACAAUAACGUAGAAGGGAUUCAAAGAUGAGGGACGUUAAACAAAACAUUUCAAUAUCUGGGCGAUUUAUUACGAUAUGUUGGUCUGAUCUUGGUCAGGGUGACAGCAGCGCUCCGUGCUUUAUUGGACCAGCCAGCCUGUGUUCCCACAUACAGCAAGGGGGGGGGGGGGGGGUCACAAAUAUCAGCUACAAUUUUAAAAAGCGAAUUUGCAUUCAUUCCUUAGGCGUAUUGAUGUUGUGAGGAUAACUCCACACAAAUACGGCAACAUAACAAUACAAAGUCGGAUAACAAUAGGCUAUGACAGCAAACCAUGUAUUUUAUUUGAAAGCGAAAGAACGAUAAAAGAUCAUGUUGGUUAUAAUAAAAUAUAUAUUUUGUGAGAUAAAGAGUAGUUACGCAUGACAUUGACAUUUUCACAGAAAAACAUCAAAUUAAAUUGGUCCCGUUUAUGGAUGUUAAUGAAUUACCCCAAUUAUGUCAUAAAUCGUAUACCACAUAACAUGUUGAUUUGCGUUGUAGCCAAUGGUUUGUUGGCGCAACAGAGCGUUGAACAUUAUUUUUUGUGACAGCAUAAUACAUUUUUAUUGCUACAUUCGUUAUCAUUCAUCACCAUUCAUGUAUAUUUAUUGUUCCCUCCCAUCAUUAUUCACAACAUGUACAAAAUGCUUGUGUUUACAAACUUAAUAAAGCUAUGUUUUGAACCAA
This is a messenger RNA of Mya arenaria, 2661 nucleotides long. Its product is annotated as protein PIF-like. Gene Ontology annotation, molecular function: chitin binding. NCBI's taxonomy places the organism in Eukaryota, Metazoa, Mollusca, Bivalvia, Myida, Myidae. The record is from RefSeq and is a predicted model, not a curated record. Gene Ontology annotation, cellular component: extracellular region. The transcript has 9 exons. The coding region runs from base 147 to 1421 and encodes 424 amino acids.